Messenger RNA from Onychostruthus taczanowskii (white-rumped snowfinch), 6039 nucleotides. RefSeq names its product glutamate rich 3 (gene ERICH3). The record is from RefSeq and is a predicted model, not a curated record. NCBI's taxonomy places the organism in Eukaryota, Metazoa, Chordata, Aves, Passeriformes, Passeridae.
AUGAGCGCCCCGCAGCCCCGCAUUCUUGAAACCUAUAACAGUCUUACAGACAAACACCUGGUUGGAUAUUUCAGCAAUGCCAGGAUAAGACGACAUCUUCAGAAAUCAGGACUGAUCUCCAGGAGCGGAAGGAUAAUACCCGAGAAGGAAUACCGUCUCAAUGCCCUAAGGAGGGACCACCAGAGACACGUCCAGGAGUGCUUGGCUGAUGCCAUAUACCACAAGGUCCUUGACAUAGAGCAUCAUCAUCAGCUGGGGCUGAAAAAGAGACUCGAUUAUUCUAUGAGGAAAGAGAUGAUGCAGCCAGCCAAGAUGGAGCAAUCAAUGGGAGAAGUUGUCCAUGUGUACUCCCCACAUCCACCCAUCGCUCCCCGGAACCACCACGCGCUCUGUCCUUUGGUGUCUGGAGAGAGAACUGGUCGCUCACAACAGAGUUCCUUGCGACCAAAAACAGCUCCAGGAGAUGUACAGCAGCCCCCUCGCCUCCAGCCCCUUCUUGGCUGGGCUGCAGCAGGGUCUGUACCAAAGGCUUCCAAACAGAAGUGCCAUGCACUGGAACAUUAUCAGCAGUUUGUCUGUGGGGGGGCGAGCGGUGAGUUAACGUUGAGGAACCCAAUGGAUUACAUGGCUGGCGUGUCACCCUACCAGCCCCCUGCCAGCAAGCGCCGCCGCCGCCAGGUGCCGGUGCCGCCGCCGCGCCCGCACCUCGGGGACCGGUGCAUCCCUGGCAUCAGGCGUGGGCUGCCCGUAGAGAGGUGGUUUCAUCCCACCACUGCAUUCAAUGAGCAGUUCUUGAUCAAUAACACCAAAGGGUUCCCCAAGUCCCCGUUGUGCAGCAACGCCUUGGUCACCAUGAUCUACCUAGGAAAGAGUAAGCACGUGUCUCUCCGUGAUUACAAGGAUGAAAUCAAAGUCUAUCAGCAGUACUGUGGAACAGAAAACAUUUGUGUCUAUAAAGGCGACCUGCUGGAAGGAGAUACCUUCCAGUUCAUCUCUAAGAGGUACCUCGGUUACCCAUUCAGCCUCACCUUUUACCUCAACGGGCUCCAAGUUGACAGGCUGAGCUGCUGCUGCGAGUACAAAGGCUUUCAGUGCAAGAGGCCUGCCCGGCUGCGGCGCAAAAACACCUACUUCAGGGUGCUCCAUGUGGCAGGAGCACCGCCUUGCUACAGGUGCUUUCUUGCGAUGGGCCUGGACAAAAAGCUGUUCCCUCCCAAGAGGAAGAUUAAGUGCUACACGAGGCCGCACAUGUGUUCCUGUUCUCCUUACUGCGCGCACAGCGAGCCCUGCGACAGCAGCGCCGUGCAGAAAUCAAUCGAAGGCUCAAUGUCACUCACCAUGCCAAGUCAGGAGGAAAGUGUGCAAACUAUUGACGAAACACUGGAGUCUGAGUAGGAGUCCAGCGAAGAAGAAGAAGAAGAAGAUGAUGAUGAUGAUGAAGAAGAAGAAGAAGAAGAAAUGGAAGACCAAUCUUUUGAGGAGACCGAAGACACCACCACUCAGGAAAACACCAGUGAAAGUGAAUAUGAUGAAGAUUUUGAAGCAGAUGAAGAAGUUAAUGAAGAGGGACAGACUGGUAAUCAAAUCAAGGGAACGUCAGAGUCAUCCUCAGAUGAUAAAACCCAUAAUUUAGACUAUGGAAAGGAGAGUGAAACCUCAUCUCAGAAGGCACUGCAGGCCUCUGGCAGUGAGAAAGAUGAAAGUGGAGGAUAUUCUGGUGACAGGGACUCUGAAGAUGGUGCACCAGAGAGGAGGCCUGCAGACUCCUUCUCAUCCAUGAGCACACAGUGCAGCACUGAGACUGACUCUCGUGCUGAAAUGAAGGCAGACAAUGUGAAGUGCAAAGAGGACUGCAAUAUCAAAAGUACAUCUGAUAGUGCAGCACAUGCACACUAUGGAAAUGAGAAUGGGGAGAAGAAACUGCUCAGAGUGGAGGAAAAUCAGGACAAUUCUGCACUGGAAAAUAAAGGAAUAGAUGAAGCAGAAAAGACAAAACCAGAAGAUCUAACAGCAAGGGAAGAUACUAGAAUUUUUCAUGAAAACCUAAUGGCAAUGCAGCAUGAAAACCCUGAGGUUAAUGGGGAAUUCAACCACACUGGGUCAGGAGAAAGCAACAUGAAUGAGGAGGAGAAAUGUCCUCCAGUGCCUUGGGAGAGCAGAGAAUUGAACAGUGAGGAUGGCAAUGAAGAGUCUCCUUGGUGUGAGGAAGGAGGUGUUUUUGAAGAUUGCAAACCAGUCCAGGAGGAGACAGCAAAGGCAACUGGAAAUGAUCAUCCUGUGAAUUCUGACCCUGAGCCUGGUGAUUUGUGUGCCAGUGAGGAAGAAAAGAACACAGCAAAUACAGAGCAUGGUGCCAGUGAAGCAGCAGCAGGUGGGGGUCCCCCGGCCGAAGGGAGGAGCAGCCCUGACGUGCAGGAGGCGGCAGCACAGGCGGGACGCCAAGGGGAGGCCACAGGGCCGGGACAAGGCCUGGAGCAGGACGGAGGCGCCGGCAGCCGAGAGGCCGCAGGAAAAGCUGCAGGAGUGGCGGAUUCGCCGUCCCGGGCAGGCACGGGGGCUGCGCUGCGGGAAUCCGCGCCUGAGGAACAUCCCCAGGGAAAGGGAGCGGGGCAGGCGGUGAAGCGGGGCACGGAGGUGGCACCUGGGGAGCAGGAGGUGCUGCUGGAGGGGAUGGAGAGAGAGGCGGCACUGGGAACAGCUGCGGGACAGGGGCCGGCGGGGGCACUGCCAGCACGGCAGGCAGACAGGGCCGUGCCCCGGGGGCAGGAGGGGGCUGCGGGCGCUGGUGAGGAGGAGGCUGCAGAGGAAGGCCCCAAAGGAGCAGUAGGGCCCCCAGCAGAGGAGGAGGAGGGUGAGGCAGUGUCCGGGGCAGGGGAGUCCCUGUCUGCAGGGAAGGACACGAUGGUGGGUGCUGUGUCAGAGGGAGAGGAGCCUGUGGAGGAUGCUGAUGUGGCAGCAGAUGGGAAGGCCAGAGCUGUGGGCCCUGAAGGAGGAAAGGUUGUUGAAGAAGAGUUUUCUGAAGGGGAGGAGGCUAUGGGGGAGCCUGGGGCUCUCCGGGAAGCACUAGGGGAUGUGGAAACAGGAGAAGCAAUGUCUGGAGGGGAAGGGUUUGUAAAGCCAAGUCAGUUUUCCCAGCUAAAAGGGUCAGGGGAAGAGUGGGUGGAGAUGGGGAAAGCUGUCCCAGGAGCUGCAGCAGCACCUGAGAGUGCUCAGGCUCUCCAGAGAGGGGAGAACACGAUGGAAGAGUCUGUGGAGCCUGACAAGGGUCCUGUCCUGGACGUGGCACCCGAGUUAGGGGCACUGGGGGGUGCUCGGGGGGAUCCUGUCACUGAAGGGUCAUCACAGGAGGAGAGGCUGGCAGUGCAGGAGGAGGAGGGUGCAGCAGAAGCACUUUGGAAUGGAAACCCAUCUGAGGGCAGCAAAGCAGAGACAGAGAGAGCAGUGGAAGGAGAGGCAGUGGGAGGGUCUGCAGGGGCGGCCGGAGCAGGCUCGGGGGAUGAAGAGGAGGGCGCAGAUGGAGCAGCAGGUUCAAAGGAGCCGGCAGCUGGGACGGAGGGGUGGCUGAGGUGUGGGCAAGUGACAGGGGAGGGGAGGUGUCCCGGGGAGGGGGCGGUGGGCGAGGCGGCGCCGCCGGCCCCGCGGCUGUGCGGGAGCCGGGCCGGGGAGCCGGGGCUGGUGGCCAUCGCUGUGCGGGGCGGCCGCGCCGGGCGAGCAGCCCUGGCCGGGGGGCCGGCAGAGGCUGGGGCUGGCGCGGUGGGCACAGCGGCGGUGGCACAGGAGGGGGCGAUAGGAGCAGUGCUGGGGGCACAGAGCGGGACAGGGGCGGCAGGGGCACAGGAGGCGGCGGCCGGGGAGCCCGGGAGGGCCGGGGAAGGGCUGGCCGGGGCACCCGGGGCUGGCGGGGCAGCGGGAGGGUGCGAGGGCCGGCAGCGGGAGGCGGGAGCCGAGGGCCGGCAGCGGGAGGCGGGCGCGGGGCGGCUCGGGCCCCCUCGGCACCGAGAGGCGCUCGGGGCCAGGCCGCGGGGCGAAGAGCCGGCUGCAGAGAGCUGCCCGAGCACCCCUGGCCCUGGGGACCGGGCAGCGGCUCCGAGCGGGACAGGAGGGUCCGCGGGAGGCGAGGGGCCGUGCCCGGGCACCCCGCCGCAGCUGGCAGCCCCAGAGCCAGGCACAGCGCGGGGCACGGACGGGCGGCAGGAGCAGGGGAUGGAGCAGGCAGCAGCGAAAGCCGAGGGGGAGCAGCCCGGUGGAAACACGAGAGAGGGCGGGGUGGCGGGUGUCUCGGCUGGAGCCGGGGAGCAGAGGCAGCGCAGCCCGGUCGGAGGGAGCCCAGGUGUCCCGGCAGCCGCUGGCGCGGGCGAGAGGAGCCGCAGUUCCCGUCAGUGCAAACUCAGACCCACUCAUCACGUCCUCAGAACAGGAUGGGGAAGAAACUCUGCUCUGAGCUUUUUCUGCAGCCCCUCAGUGCUGUGUCCUGUAGCAUGCCCUCAGCUGGCCGUGGGUUUGUGCCGGCUGGGAUGUCACUCCUCCACCUGCCACGUUUCACUGGAGCAGCUCCUCAGCGUGCAGCAGACAACUAACCAGCUUGUGUUUGCCAGCCCAGGAAACAGCACUCCUCUGGAAGGAUGAAGGCAGUAAUCACAAGGAUUGUUCCACAGCUGUCUGCCUUGUUUUUCUUGAAAAACAGAGAAAUACUGGACUGACCGAGCUUCCCCUCCUCCCCUAGGCACCACUUGCUCCUGCCGGCAGGCAGGCAGAGCUUUUAUCCUGGGAUCUUCCCUGCCCCAUGCCAGGGGAGGGGAGCCCUCCUGCAUGCACAGUGCCCCCUGUGCCAGGGCCGUGUGGGGGGCUUCCCUCCCCUCGGGCAUCCAGGCUUGCUGCUGGCCGCACUUCAGGGCAUUCUCGGCGCGUGGAAAUUUUGUUGAAAGCUGUUAAAUCAGAACGAUUCUAACAAGUAUUUGUAAAUGCAUGAAGCCUGGCCUUCUGCUUUUGCUGGAGUCGCUCAGGAGUGGUCCGUGGAACCUCAGCUGAGGCUGCCAGGAGGGUGGGCAGUUCAGUUGUCUCAGCCUGGUGCUGGCUGCCCAUCUCUGCUGCCCAAGGCUGUUCUCAGCUCUGCUGCACCUCUGGCCACACUGGGGCCCCUAGGACCCUUUUGGGCCGGGCACCUGGGGCUGGGUGUGCAGCAGCCUCUCGGCACUCCAGGCUUGGUGGGUGCAGCAGACUCAGCCACACAGUGGGGGACUGUCACUGUGUUUUCAAGUAGGGAAAAGACACUGAAAUGAGCAGGAUUUUGAGUGGAUUGGUGCUGUGAGUCACUUCAGGUCAAUAUACAUGGAACUGGAAACUCAAAGAUGCUCAAGUGGCUGCUGUGUGUUUGCUCCUAGAGAUGUUCCUGUCCUAGAGAUGGUUGCAUUUGUGUGUUCAGUCUGCACAUGCCGCAGAGGGUUGUGUUUUCUCUGUCCAUACUCACACCUACACGUUCACUCAGGCCUAUUAAAUACCUGUACCAGUCUGUGCAGCUCCUUCAAUUUGUGCCAGGGCUUUAACUGUAGGAAUAGCCCCUGCAGUGCAGCAGGGCCUGAGCUUCAGAGUCUGUCUCUGCUUGCCAGUGGGCUGAUUGAUGGUGGAGUGAGUCUUGAAAUAUUUAUAAGUGACACUUACGUGUAUGGUUGUAACAGUUGGGGGAGAGAAUCCUGUGGUUAGGAACACAUAUGUGGACUUCCACAACAUUAGUGUCCCUGUCAUUUGAGCAGGCAGAAGUUUGGUAAAUAAGCAAAACCAUGGAAAUGGAUAAUUGUAUAGGUUUGGAAAAGCUUCCCAUGGCCCUUUCUGCUUUUCUAUAUGGUGCUAAUUAGUAAUUAACUUCAAAGUGAAAAGUAGGUUGCACUUAGGGAAAAAACAAGAUGUGCAGCAAAAAGAAAAAAAAGACUAAUUAUUACAGUGAGCAUAUGUGAGCAAAGCAAACUAUCCAACAGUGUUGCCACUGGCAAAACUCAUUCUUGGCUCAUCAGGAAGGCUUUUUUAACUCCCUGAAGUGUCAGG